Messenger RNA from Drosophila innubila, 1124 nucleotides. It is a transcript of the gene Boh1, whose product is annotated as zinc finger protein 268. The record is from RefSeq and is a predicted model, not a curated record. Lineage: Eukaryota; Metazoa; Arthropoda; Insecta; Diptera; Drosophilidae. Gene Ontology annotation, molecular function: RNA polymerase II cis-regulatory region sequence-specific DNA binding; DNA-binding transcription factor activity. The coding region runs from base 59 to 1057 and encodes 332 amino acids. Gene Ontology annotation, biological process: regulation of transcription by RNA polymerase II. The transcript is spliced from 2 exons.
GAAUCUUCGACAAAACAAUCGUCUGGCGGAAACUUGAACGAUUUGUUGAUACAGCAAAAUGCACUUGCAGAAAAUCCAGGCAAAAAUAACACCAAUAUCUGUGCCAAUUUACGAACUGCCUGAAUUCUUGUGUGUGGAAACUAAGUGCAUUACCCCGAAAUUUGCAAUGGAAAACAAUAUUCAAGGGGUUUCAAAUAUCACCAGAAGUCUGGCGAAUAAGCUACAGGAUGAUAAAAGUGAAAUAGACAAUAGUAAACCAACCACACAGCUGGCUCAAUCCGCAAAAAUCGAACCAGAAAAGAAUCCCUGCCGUGAAAGAUCGGUGCAAGUGAAUCUGAACCCAACAGUUGACGUGGAAGUGCAAUGUCAAAGGGACUCGUCCGAUGAAUGGGAACUUGCAAAUGAUUUAUUAGCCAAGUCGACAGAAACCAAUGAGAGCGAAGAGAGAGAAAACGAAGGCAAAUUUCUUGAGUAUGCUAGCCAACAUACGGAAAUGUUUCCCAAUGGAAUGCUGGAGUGUUUGGUGUGUGGCGAGAUCGCCAACUCCUUGCAGGAGCAGCACAGCCAUAUGACAGUGCACUUUGGACCGCAAGCACUUUGUUCAGGCUGUGGAAAGAUGGUCGAGAGUCAAAGUUUAAUAGGUCAGCACAAUUAUAGUUGCCUGGCUCGUGUCAACGCCAAGUCAAGACCAAUUAUAAACAUGCAAUGUCCACAUCUGCACUGCAGUGUGACGGCCAAUUCAAAGCGAGAGCUUACUAGACACUUAAGCAAACACCUGGGCAUUAAUUCGUAUUAUUGCCUGCAGUGUCGCAAGAGUUUCAGCUCAGUUACACAGUUCCUGGUACAUCGCCUGAGGGAAGCUGCCUGUUCCAAGGCGAAGCACAUUUACCUGGCCAAGAACAUCUCACAAUGGCGUAAGAAAUCGAAUCCAAAACGUUGCACUGUUUGCCUCAAACAAUUUAGUAGCACACGGAAUUGUGUGUGGCACAAGAGACGUUGCAUCUUGGCCAAUUACAGGCGCUUGAAGAAGCUACUGAAACCACUAUGUAAAUUCUAAUUUUAAUUCGUGUUUAUUUAUGUGAAUAAUAACAAUAAAAAUGAUCGUUUAUGACGCCUGCACACCA